Histoplasma mississippiense is the source of this 1347-nucleotide messenger RNA. RefSeq lists its product with no specific name. The record is from RefSeq and is a predicted model, not a curated record. The coding region runs from base 1 to 1347 and encodes 448 amino acids. NCBI's taxonomy places the organism in Eukaryota, Fungi, Ascomycota, Eurotiomycetes, Onygenales, Ajellomycetaceae. The transcript is spliced from 6 exons.
AUGGCAGGCGAUCCACACCCAGAAGAGGAUUCGUCUCGGGCUAUCAAUGGCGAGGAGCUGGGGGAUGUGGAAGCAAACCUGCAACCACCGCUUGGUAUUCUAGAUAGAAGGCAGUGGAUCGUGCGCUAUUUAGCUCAGGAUGUCAAUACAGAGCACGCGGACCUAAUAUUUCUGGUCUGUUAUUUCCUGUCGGGUCUCAGUGACUGCGCUGCCUACAGAGCCUGGGGUUGCUUUGUUAGCAUGCAGACCGGAAACACCAUUUUUCUCGGAUUGGGAGCAUCCGACGCUCUUGACCAAACGACUUACCAUUGGCUUAAGGCCCUCGUUUCUAUUCUCUCUUUCCUCGCCGGGGGUGUAGCAUUCUCCAAAACCCAACAUUUUGGACCUCAAACUAGACGCACCAUGCUCAUUAAUUUUGUUUCUCAAACACUCCUAGUCAUCGUAGCAGCAUCCCUACUGCAGUCGGGUCUAAUCGAAGAUUCUGGCGAGGUUACGGACCACCAUGUUUUCCUAAAACUCAUACCAUUGUCCUUGGUUGCAUUCCAAAGUGCUGGCCAAAUGGCGGCAAGCCGACAGCUGGGGUUCUCUGAGAUCCCGACAACCGUGCUGACAAGCCUCUAUUACGACCUGGUUUCUGAGCCUGGGAUCUUUAGGCCGUUUACCCGAAACAGAAAGGCUAACCAACGCCUUACUGCCAUUGUUGGCGUCAUCGGUGGUUCAGUUAUUGGUGGCUCCCUUUCCAAAAGCACAGGGCGGGUUUCACCCUCCCUAUGGAUUGUUGCCGCGUCGAAGUUUACCAUUUCAACCAUUUGGUUUUUCUGGAGCGGGAAUGGGGUUGGUAUAAUUCCAACCCACCACCAUUGCCCUGUAAUGUAUAAUGCCGAUCAGAAGAACCGAUAUCAACGCUCGACGCAGAUUACACAGCCGAGCAAAGAACAUCAAUACCAAGAGCAUCACUCUGUUGUGAGUAAUGAGGGAGGCACGGUGGGUGUUCAGCCGAACAGAGAGAAGCUCCGUCGUCGUCCUUGUUGGAAAAAAGGCAAUCCAUCCGUUUAUUCUCAGAAAAAGAGUUCGAUUGAGCAAGCAGCGAGCGAUGACGCAAUUAUCAAGCAAUAUAGAAAAACAACGGCGGGGAAGAUCCUCACGCCAAGAGCGAAGAAGGGGAUCCAAAGUUCUCAACCCACCAUAGCCGAUGAAUGUAUCGCCCCCUCAAUCACUCAAUCGAUAGAAAGAUGCAAUGGCCAAUUAGUCCCGGAUGGAUCCUGCAUGUCCUCAUCCCGGCCGGUAGCAGCCGGUGACGGCGUGCAGGAUAAUACUAUCCUCUGGCUGGCUCUGCAACCGCCCUAA